Molecule: messenger RNA, 2280 nt
Organism: Drosophila novamexicana
Lineage: Eukaryota; Metazoa; Arthropoda; Insecta; Diptera; Drosophilidae
Gene: PGRP-LC
Product: peptidoglycan-recognition protein LC
Exons: 5
Coding region: 426-2006 (526 amino acids)
Biological process (GO): peptidoglycan catabolic process
Molecular function (GO): N-acetylmuramoyl-L-alanine amidase activity; zinc ion binding
Source: RefSeq, a predicted model, not a curated record
UCGCUGCUCGGUGAAUUUAAUGUGGCAUGCGCUUACCUUAAAAAUAUAUAUAAACCACAUAUAUAGUAUUUAUACGUAUAGUAUACAACCUUUGUUUAAAAACAUCAACCAAAAUAUUACGUCGCUAACGUUUUGUAAUAGUUGUUGAUAAGUUGGUCUGAAUUGACUUUUGUGCACAUUUAUUCGCCGUUGUUCCGUCGGAAAUCGGCGCACGGAUGCCUUAAAUUGACGAUGCUCAUGAUGUGAUGUUUGCCUAGAGAGCAGGCCGGGCCACCAAAAACAUCAAAACGUUGCGAACAAGUUACUCAGUCAAAAUGUUUCGACAGCGAUGCAACAGGUUCUGAAAGUAGCACCCAGGGUUCCAAAAGAGUAAACGUUACAAAACACAAGCAAUCACAAAUAACGGAAACCAAACAGUGCCAAAAAUGUAUUGCGACAAUGGAACGGAGUUAGGCACGAGCACAAAUUUAAAUACACACAUCAUAAAUCGAAGCAGCGGCAAGAAUUGCAGCACAUCCUCAACAGAUUCGGGCGUCGGUUUGGUUGAUAAUGCAGUUACAUUCAAGGCGGGAUCAACGACCAAAGAUAGCAAUAGCACGACAAGCAGCAAAUAUGAGGAAACAAAGGAGAAGUUCGAGCCACAGGCGGAGACGGGGGCGGAAGCGAAUCCCCAACGUAUCAGCAUUGAGGUUGAGGCAACAGUAAACCUCAGCAAGCCAGCAGCCAAUCGGUCGAAGAAAUCAUCACCCGCAGUCUCAAUACGCAGCACGACGAUCUCCAUCGUGUCUAUCGAUGAAAAUGCCAUCGAUUCUAGCUGCAUUGACAGCGACUCCGAGGCGGAAGCAGACGAGAGCUGCACGGUGCAAAAACUGGGCCAACAGGUCACCUACCCGCCACACAGUGCCGAGCUGACGCAGCUCAACAAAGGACUAACAGUGAUUAGUCGACAGGUGGUGCCCAGCACUGGUGAGGUGCCAUCGCCGCCCACAGCACCCGAUGUGGUGGCCAAGCAGCUGCUCAAUGGCAAUCUAAAUCUGGCAACGCCAGCAACCCCAGCCUCGCCGCAGCAAAUCGGCAGCAUUGCCUUAACCAACACUACAGACGUUACUUUUGGUGAUAAACACUACUACGAGGGCCCUGUCACGAUACAACAGAUCCUGAUCGAUAAUCGCGAAAAGUGGAAAACGCUCGAUGGUGAAUCGGGUGGUCAGGAUAAUCCCGGUUUUAAUCCACAGUCAACGUCAAAUGGCAACGCUUCAGGUGCCAAAUUAAAUGAGUCCUGCAAGGAGCCUGUGAUUUGCCCGUUUCUGCCACAUACAAUCGGCCGCAAAGCCCUUGUUAUAACAUCAGCCUUUGCGAUUUUAACUUUAGUCUUGAUCGUUAUACUGGCAACCACCACAAAUCUCUUUGGCAAGACGUUAAAUAAAAGUAAGCUUGGUGAUGGCGACGAUUCCAGACAAAAUAUUCCAAUCAAUUCAACAAUAGCUAUCGAUGGCAGCGAACUAGUGUUGGUCAGCAUUGAUGAGUGGGAUGGCAGAAUGUCGCGUCCGUCUCUCGAGCCCCUAAAACUGCCCGUGGAUCGUGUUAUUAUAGCACACACCGUAACUGAGGGAUGUGAUACGCUGGAUGUGUGCUCUUAUCGCGUACGGGUCAUGCAAGCGUAUCACAUGGACAUAUUGGACUGGGAGCAGGUCGGCUACAAUUUCAUGGUGGGCGGCGAUGGACGCGUCUAUGUGGGUCGCGGCUGGGAUUUCAUUGGAGCGCAUACCAUCAAAUACAACAGGAGCAGCAUUGGCAUAGCCUUCAUUGGAAGCUUCGAUAAGAUAAAUGCAACGGAGCUGCAGCUGCGGGCCUGCCAGUUGCUCCUUGCGGACGGAGUGCGCCUUAAGAAACUAACGCCGGAUUAUAAGAUCUACGGACAUAGGCAGCUGCUGGCCACCCAAAGUCCUGGCGACAAGCUUUACAAUAUUAUCAAGACCUGGCCACACUUUGCAAAGACAACUUAGAUUUCCUUUUUUUAUUGUUAACAAAGUGUAUUAUUGUGGUAUUUUAUUUUAAUAAACAAUAUAAAAACUCAAGUAAAAGGCGGUUUGUUUUGCCACGCCUUCUACAUUGCUUCACCCACUUUAACCUUCUAUAUACUCUACAUAUAUUUGUCUAUAUGACUAAUCAUAUUAUCUUGCACUUAUUUUACAGAUCAGGACAAUAUUGGUGGUGGCUUGGUCUUGAGAUUUGUGCCGCGCGCUGCUUGGCUGGCCCAGCCACCGCAGAAACAACUAC